AAAUAACAAAAAGAAAACAAAAAUGUCACAACAUAUUCUCAUUUCCCCUCCCCAAAGUCGUCUAUUCACGUCAAGAAACAGCGGCGGCAGCAUCUCAACCACAAGGAAGAGCACAGAAGUCUUUCUCAUUCACAUCCAUCAUCUGCUGUUUUCUGGGGUGAUUUGUCUUGAUGGCUUCGAAACGGAUCUUGAAAGAGCUCAAGGAUCUGCAGAAAGACCCCCCUACUUCUUGCAGUGCCGGCCCAGUUGGUGAGGACAUGUUUCACUGGCAAGCAACAAUAAUGGGACCUCAAGAGAGUCCUUAUGCAGGGGGAGUAUUUUUGGUUACCAUCCAUUUCCCCCCUGAUUACCCAUUCAAACCUCCGAAGGUUGCAUUCCGGACAAAAGUUUUCCACCCAAAUAUAAACAGCAAUGGCAGUAUUUGCCUUGACAUCUUGAAGGAGCAGUGGAGCCCUGCCUUAACAAUAUCAAAGGUGUUGCUCUCGAUCUGUUCACUUUUGACGGAUCCAAACCCAGACGACCCCCUUGUGCCAGAAAUUGCUCACAUGUACAAGACAGACAAGGCCAAGUACGAGCAAACUGCACGGAGCUGGACACAGAAGUAUGCAAUGGGAUAGCAUCAUUUGUGUGAAAAUGAUGUGUUCCCGCCCAAUGAAUGAAGACGAUGCUUUGAAUUCUUGAUAUUGAAUCAUUAUUGGGAAAGACUGGAUAUUGUCGUUGGAAUUGAAAGUAUGUAAUUCUGUUGAAUCCUUCAUAUUUGUUGAUGAAUGCCCUGUUAAUUAUCAUCUUCUUGAAAAAUGGAACUGCACUUGAUAGAUGAAAAGGUUAA
Molecule: messenger RNA, 829 nt
Organism: Olea europaea var. sylvestris
Lineage: Eukaryota; Viridiplantae; Streptophyta; Magnoliopsida; Lamiales; Oleaceae
Product: ubiquitin-conjugating enzyme E2 10-like
Exons: 5
Coding region: 171-617 (148 amino acids)
Biological process (GO): protein polyubiquitination
Cellular component (GO): nucleus
Molecular function (GO): ubiquitin conjugating enzyme activity
Source: RefSeq, a predicted model, not a curated record